Dicrocoelium dendriticum is the source of this 4262-nucleotide messenger RNA. Lineage: Eukaryota; Metazoa; Platyhelminthes; Trematoda; Plagiorchiida; Dicrocoeliidae. The record is from the annotation of a GenBank genome assembly.
GGGGCUUUUAUUUUUUUGAUGUUUUACAGAUGUUGCUGAUAAAUUGUGAUUGAAGUAGGGGUAUUUUUCUGAGCUUUCAAGUGUUGUCCACCUACCCGCUAUUUUUUUAUUUGUUUGUUUUUGUCGUUUUACGCAUGCUGCGAACAAUAUUUGACCUGACCGACUAGCUAGAGAAUUUUUAUGCUCGUGUUUAGUUCUCAAUCAUAUUUUACUUGGUGUAAUUAUCCUUCUCGCCUACACCAUUUACCUUCCCCUAUUCUGCUUUAGCUUUUAUUCCUAUUUUUCACUUGUUGUGGCCUGAGCCCUAUGGAUAGUCUCUUUUAGUCGACCGCGGAUUCAUGCACCGUGCACAUAUUCACUCACACAUCUCACAUAUGAAUUCCCCAUCACUGCACAUCGACGGAGUAACAAACAACAUUCCACAACCAACAAUGACAACCUCCGCCAUACUUUCGACUUCUCACACCGUGUUGCAAAAUUACACCUGUAAUAUCUGUCACGCUCUUUUCUCGACGGCUGCUGGUCUUACUCGGCAUACCGGAUACCACAAACGACAUCCCAACGAUCUACGUAUACGCGAUGCUCCGGUGACGUCAUGCCAACAAUGCAAUCGUCAAUUCGCCUCAGCAAGAGCGCUUACCACUCACUGCCGCCAGGCUCACCCCACUAUUUACCAAGACAUGCUGUCAUCCCGAACGGCCAUAUCCUCAGUACACUGGUCUGCGGAGGAAGAUGCUCAGUUAUUACUGCACGCAGCUCAUUUAGGCGAAUCUGUAUCUUCACUAGCACAGCUUCUGCCACUUUUACAAACUAAACUCCCCUUCCGAACGAUGACAGCAAUAAAGAAACGGCUCCAAUUUCUAAAAUGGAAACGCCCUCCAGGCCGCCGCCUUCAUCGCCACCAACCUCAACAGUCGUUAACACCCACAACGGGUGCAACCGAUAAUAUUACUGAGGACACAACCAGUAACCACAGUCCGGAGCAAAACACACCGAGCUUUCCUGUGAUAUCCCUAGCAUCCAAUGAGACCGCGUCACCCACUCCAGAGAAUCGAUCACAUCGCCCCUCUGCUCCAGUUGAGCCUUCCACCGGCUCAGCAUCCUCUCGUACAUCAUCCAGCUUAUCAUCUGCCUCUGACAGCAACAAAGAAUUGGAAGUAUUUUAUACUUGGAAAUAUUUUACUCGUCGCCAGCCAGCUAUUUCGCACCACCGCUGCCGUCCCGGAUCGCCCAACAACCCUUUUAUCACCAACGCCCCAGAUUUUAACCCCUCUAAUGACCCGAAUGCCAUUUUAUGCACGCCCAACCCGAUUAACCCCCCCUCACCCCAGCCGCGGAUAGGGGCCUAUGAACGGCCCGCGGCGCAGGCUCCCACCUGUUUCCCUUUAUCCCCUGCCCUGCAGAGUCAGAGCAGUGGAUUUGCUGGUUGCUCUUUCAACGAAUCAAACGGACCGGCCUCUGCCGACUCCAUAGCCAGCUCUCGGAACCGCGUCCACCCGUCACCCACACACUCACCCUUAUCACCCAUAGCCCUACCAUCGGGAUCACGACAACCAUGUGUACUACUUAAUCGCCUCCCUCAGUUGUUGCCAUCACCACGACGAAGAGUUUCUCCUGCUGAAGCUACUUUAUCAACAUGCAAAUCUCCCGCCUCCGAUCCGGCGAAGAUCUCUGACGUACCCCAGCCUCCCUCUUGUUCACUGUGCUCGAGGACGUUUAAAUCUAGGAGCGGCCUGCGGCGCCAUUUGGCGGCCCAUCUCAGGAACCCUACGAGUUUACUUACCACAGCCGCUGCCAGGAAUACUUCCAGUUUCGAAUGCCCAACAUGUCACCGUACGUUUUCGACUAAAAAUGGCCUGUCUCAGCAUUGGAGACAUCAGCAUCCUGUCAGUUACAAUGCAGACUGUCUAGCCCGACUACCGAGGCAAUCUUACAACUGGUCAGCCAGGGAUGACAAAUCCCUACUUUUAGCAGCCUCACGUUUUGCGGUUACGUCUCCUUCCUUAAGUAUCCUUUUAGAACGACUGAGGCGCGUCUUCCCCUUUCGCACCAGGGACGGUAUCAGAAAACGCUUGCAACGACUUAGAUGGUUCUUUCAUCAACACCACACAACGUCCACUUCCAGUGCAUUUCCGCAACCAUUGACUGAAACCAAACAUCCAAUCACGCUUCCAGAUGGAACCGUACGAGCUUCACCCUUCUCAACCAUAACGUCCGAUGAAUUCCAUCAACCUCAGCCUAUAUUAACUACUAACUUGGGUGUGUCUACACAAACCCCUCGAGAAUCGUACGAAGGCAAUCCUGCGGUGACCACCGCCUCCUCCGACGCUGAUUUGCGUUUCAAUGUACCAUCCCCCACUGCCUCGAUGGAUUAUUCAAUCUCGCCUCACUCAUCUGCAGCAUUAGUUCCAGAGGCAACAGUAUGCCCUCAGGAGCAGUCGUCUACCAUAAGUUUCUCUAGCGAAACUUCAGCUGGUAUUAUGGCCUCUCCGUCCACUACGUGCCCCAUGGCCAUUGCGGUACAGGAUCAACCAGAAGCUUCCAAUACUAAUUACGAAGCUUCCAUUGCGUCCGCGCCAACACCAGUAUUCCGCACUCUGCUGCUAGCUGCCCAACAGCUUCUUUGCAACUGCGCCUCUCCUGCCAAGGAGGAACACCGCAUACUUCGGAAUCUGGUGAAUUCAUUCGCUACUGAUGGAUCGAGGAUAGCAUUUAGUGAGGCCCUAAACGAUGUGUGUGCUACUCUCUUUCCACACAGAUGGAGGCCUUCGAAAAAACGUGUACAUACCGUUAAGAUUCGAAACAAUCAGCACCGGCGACGCCUACAAUAUGGCCAUAUUCAACGUCUUUAUCAUACCCGCCGGAAAGACGCUGCAAGUACGGUGAUUGACGGAAGAUGGCGCACUGCCUUUCUUAAUGAGGACGAGAAUAUUCCAGGUUUCACGGAAUAUUGGAAGAAUCUCCUCUCCAGACCUUCUGCUAAUGAUGAGCGCGCACCGCGUCGAUUCCUUCCAGCUAAUGAUGACUUGGUGAAGCCAAUUGCCCUGGAGGAGAUGCAAAGUGUUCUUAAACAGAUGCGGGGUUCGGCUCCCGGUGUAGACCGCAUCAAGCCAGCCGAUAUAUCAAAGAUGGAUCCCUACUUUGUAACUUCUUUUCUCAACUGUCUUCUUGCUUCCUACCCAUUUCCCAUCCACAUGAACACUGCUCGGAUCACCUUCGUACCAAAAGUUUCCCAGCCCAUAUCACCUGACCAAUUCCGUCCAAUCGCAGUUUCAUCUGUCUUCCCACGCCUUCUUCAUCGUAUCCUCUUUGAUCGUUGGGUUCCGACUUUCCCUACCGAUCGCCUUCAAUUUGGUUUUCUUCGUAAAGAUGGUGCUUUCGAAGCCCCGUCCAUACUCCAUGCUGCUCUUCGCCAUUCUCAUUCUUCUCGUACCCCCCUUUCAUUUGCGGCAGUGGAUAUCUCGAAGGCGUUCGAUUCCAUUUCUCAUCACUCCUUACUUCGAGCAGCAGCUGCUUUCGGAGCCCCCCCCGCUAUUAUUAGAUUACUUGGCAUCGUAUUACAGCUCCGCGUCUUCAAUCUUUAAUGAUGUCAAGCUUCAUCCUGAUAGAGGAGUCCGGCAAGGAGAUCCGCUUUCGCCUUUGCUCUUCAUAAUGUCCCUAGAUGAAGUUUUGCACGGAGUCGCCACUUCGCCUUGGAUAUCACCGGCUGGCCCGAUUGAGUACCUCGCUUACGCGGACGACGUGAUCAUCUUUGCUCAAGACCGCAUUUCUCUGGGAGAUCACCUUCAGCGAUUCCAUCAACGACUGCAGUGCGUCGGCCUCAACAUCAACCAUCUAAAAUCUUUCUCGGUAAAUAUAAUUGUUGAUGGCGCUCGCAAACGAACCAUACUGGAUACGAAUGCUUUGGAUUGUGGUCCUAUUUUUAUUCCCUCCAUUCAGCCCGAUGAAAAGUUCAAGAUGUUGGGCCUGCCUUUUAACUGGAAGGGUAAGCUCCCUCCAACAGUAAUCGACGAUGUUACUGUGCAACUUAACGAAGUUACCAAGGCACCGCUUAAACCACAACAACGACUUGAGAUUCUGAGGACCUAUCUGCUCCCCAAGCAUGUUCAUCAGUUAGCUCUGGCAGUGGUUCACCGGAAUACAUUGAAGCGGUUGGAUCGCAUUGUCAGAUCACACGUCAGAAAAUGGCUGCGCUUGCCGUCAGACACCUCCAUUGCAUAUCUUCACGCUCCUAUUGCGAGCUUUGGUUUGGGUAUUCCGUG